This is a messenger RNA of Camelina sativa (false flax), 1864 nucleotides long. Its product is annotated as plastidal glycolate/glycerate translocator 1, chloroplastic. Lineage: Eukaryota; Viridiplantae; Streptophyta; Magnoliopsida; Brassicales; Brassicaceae. The record is from RefSeq and is a predicted model, not a curated record.
CUUUCUUUCUUGUCCAUACAAAAUCCAAUCACAACAUCAUCAUUAAUCGAAGAUGGAGAAGACUACGAUGUGCCUUGUCUCAGAAUCACAUCCACGUCGUCGUCUCCAUACCCAUGGCUACUCUUUUAGCCACUCCUCUCUUCUCUCCUUUACCCUUUUCUCCAGCAAGAACCCGCCUUUCUUGCUCCAAGAUCCGAUUCGGGUCCAAAAAUGGGAGAAUUCUCAAUUCUAAUGGUGCCCAGAAACUGAACCUAUCAAAAUUUUCGCAAAGUAGGAGGUUUCUUCAAAUGGGUUCUUCCAAAGAGAUGAACUUUGAGAGAAAACUCUCAGUUCAAGCUAUGGAUGAUGGUACUGGGACAGGAACCACAUCAUCAACGCUCUCUCGUAACGUGUUUGCGAUAACGCACUUGUUGGUCUCACUUGGGAUCAUACUUGCUGCUGACUAUUUCUUGAAGCAGGCGUUUUUAGCAGCGUCUAUUAAGUUCCCAAGUGCUCUGUUUGGGAUGUUCUGUAUAUUCUCUGUUCUUAUGAUAUUCGAUUCGAUCGUUCCCGCUGCUGCGAAUGGUUUGAUGAAUUUCUUCGAGCCUGCUUUUCUGUUUAUACAGAGAUGGCUUCCUUUGUUCUAUGUUCCUUCUCUUGUCGUUCUUCCUCUUUCCGUCAGAGACAUUCCAGCUGCUUCAGGAGUCAAAAUCUGCUACAUUGUAGCUGGUGGAUGGUUGGCGUCUCUUUGUGUAGCAGGGUUCACAGCUAUUGCAGUGAGGAAAAUGGUGAAAACUGAAAUGACGGAAGCUGAGCCUAUGGCAAAACCAUCCCCGUUUUCAACACUUGAGCUGUGGAGUUGGAGUGGGAUCUUUGUUGUGUCGUUUGUUGGUGCUCUGUUUUACCCUAAUUCAUUGGGAACAAGUGCAAGAACUUGUCUCCCUUUCCUUCUUUCUUCAACUGUUCUUGGUUACAUUGUUGGUACGGGGUUGCCAUCAGCUAUCAAGAAAGUUUUCCAUCCGAUCAUAUGUUGUGCGUUAUCUGCAGUUCUUGCUGCUCUAGCUUUUGGGUAUGCUUCAGGAUCUGGACUUGAUCCUGUUUUAGGAAACUACCUUACCAAAGUAGCAUCGGAUCCGGGUGCUGGUGACAUCUUAAUGGGAUUUCUUGGCUCUGUCAUUCUCUCUUUCGCUUUCUCCAUGUUCAAACAGAGAAAGCUUGUCAAGAGGCACGCAGCUGAGAUCUUCACAUCUGUGAUCGUUUCGACAGUAUUCUCGCUCUACUCCACUGCUCUUGUUGGACGUUUGGUCGGAUUAGAACCAUCUUUAACGGUAUCUAUCUUACCUCGCUGCAUCACGGUUGCAUUAGCCCUUAGCAUUGUAUCACUCUUUGAAGGAACCAAUUCGUCUCUUACAGCAGCUGUAGUCGUUGUGACUGGUCUUAUUGGAGCUAACUUUGUACAAGUUGUUCUUGACAAACUGCGUUUACGUGAUCCAAUUGCUCGGGGCAUUGCAACUGCUUCAAGUGCUCAUGGACUUGGAACAGCAGCUUUGUCGGCUAAGGAGCCAGAGGCUCUUCCCUUCUGUGCAAUUGCUUAUGCUCUCACCGGAAUCUUCGGAUCAUUAUUGUGUUCUGUUCCUGCCGUCCGGCAGAGUUUGCUGGCUGUCGUCGGCUGAGGAGUAAUGACGUGGCGAUUACACGAUUGGUGGUCUCAGAAGCCGGGGAGUUAUUUAAAUGUGGGAGCAGUUUAUUUCGAUGUAAGAUAAAGCAAAAAGAAAAAUGAUUGUAAAAUGCUUGUAUUUUUAUUUUGUUUGUAAAUGUUGUCAAUUUGUAGUGGAAACAAAGUAUGUAAAUUUAAUAUAUCAAUUGAGAAGAAAAACUAAAUAUA